Molecule: messenger RNA, 756 nt
Organism: Lasiodiplodia theobromae
Lineage: Eukaryota; Fungi; Ascomycota; Dothideomycetes; Botryosphaeriales; Botryosphaeriaceae
Product: 60s ribosomal protein l7
Exons: 3
Coding region: 1-756 (251 amino acids)
Biological process (GO): maturation of LSU-rRNA from tricistronic rRNA transcript (SSU-rRNA, 5.8S rRNA, LSU-rRNA)
Cellular component (GO): cytosolic large ribosomal subunit
Molecular function (GO): RNA binding; structural constituent of ribosome
Source: RefSeq, a predicted model, not a curated record
AUGGCCGUUGUCAAGUCUACCGUUCCCACCAAGGACCAGGUCCUGGUCCCUGAGACCCUUCUCAAGAAGCGCAAGACUCAGCAGAAGGACCAGGAGACCCGUGCUGCCGACCUCCAGAAGAAGCGCGAUGCCAACAAGAAGAAGCGCGAGGUCAUCUUCAAGCGCGCCGAGUCCUACGUCAAGGAGUACCGCGACGCUGAGCGCGAGAAGAUCCGCCUUCAGCGCGUUGCCAAGCAGGAGGGCUCUUUCUACGUCCCUGCUGAGCCCAAGCUCGCCUUCGUUGUCCGCAUCAAGGGUAUCAACAAGAUUGACCCCAAGAAGCGCAAGACCCUGCAGCUCCUCCGUCUUCUCCAGAUCAACAACGGCUGCUUCGUCAAGAUCACCAAGGCCACCGUUGAGAUGCUGAAGAUCGUCGAGCCCUACAUCGCCUACGGUUACCCCAACCUCAAGUCCGUCCGCGAGCUCAUCUACAAGCGCGGAUACGGCAAGGUCAACAAGCAGCGCAUCCCGCUCACUGACAACGCCAUCAUCGAGGAGCACCUCGGCAAGUUCGGCAUUGUCUGCAUUGAGGACCUGAUCCACGAGAUCUACACCGUUGGCCCCAACUUCAAGCAGGCCUCCAACUUCCUCUGGCCCUUCAAGCUGUCCAACCCCACUGGUGGCUUCCGUCCCAGGAAGUUCAAGCACUUCAUCGAGGGUGGUGACCUUGGCAACCGUGAGGACCACAUCAACGCCCUCAUCAGGCAGAUGAACUAA